Panicum virgatum (switchgrass) is the source of this 1325-nucleotide messenger RNA. RefSeq names its product auxin-responsive protein SAUR36-like. Bases 671 to 1081 code for a protein of 136 amino acids. The record is from RefSeq and is a predicted model, not a curated record. The transcript has a single exon. NCBI's taxonomy places the organism in Eukaryota, Viridiplantae, Streptophyta, Magnoliopsida, Poales, Poaceae. Gene Ontology annotation, biological process: response to auxin.
UUCCUCUUAAGAUAUCUGAAAGCCUUUGUGCCCACAGCUGCCCACGGCACAUUGUUUUGGGGCGACCGGAUUAGACCACGGCCUGUCUAUCUGCACAGACAACUUGCUUGACAGCUUCAUAUCACUUCUUCAAUUUGCGGUGCAGCUGGAAUGGUAGCACAUCAUGUGAGCUCCAUUUCAGUUUGAAAGAAAUCAGGAGAACCUCUGAUGGCACAACCACUAGCUGAACGAGCCUAGCCUGGCCCUUACACUUCACGUUGGCCCCAACAAACAUGGGGAUGGGGUCCUCAUGCCGCUUCCCCACGACAUGGGUGCUGUCCAAAUCCAGGCACCGAACUCGUGUCCAUUAUCUAAAAAAAGAUCCAGGCACUGAAAGCACAUCGUGACCGGCUCCGGCAAGAACCAAACACUCGACCCCAUCCUCAUCCAAAUCGUACUAGCAGAUGUGUCUUGCAACAUUGCACUCACCAUGCUCAUGGCCUUGUCCCUUGACCAACCAUUCCACAAGAGUAGUCAUCUGAGCUCUCUAUAUAUUCACAGUCAGGCGGCCUCCGAUCCGAACACCAUCACUUACAGCUUCACAAACAAAACAGAGCAAACUUAAGCAUCGCCUCUCCAGCUUCCAUCUCAAUUCUCAAGAAAGAAGAAGGAAAUAAGUGAGCAAUCAACCAUGAUCAGCACCAAGAGGAUUCCUCAGCUCGCCAAGAAGUGGCAGAGGAUGGCAGCGCUUGGGAGGAAGCGCCUCACCUGGCAAAAGGAAGCUGACGAGUGCUGCACCUCUGUGGCGAGCAAGGGCCACUGCGCAGUGUACACCGCCGAUGGGGCACGGUUCGAGGUGCCACUGGCGUGCCUUGGGACAGCAGUCUUCACGGAGCUCCUGCAGAUGUCGCGGGAGGAGUUCGGCUUUGGGGGUGGUGAUGGCAGGAUCACACUACCCUGUGACGCUGCGGUCAUGGAAUACGCCAUCUGUUUGCUCAGGAGGGGCAUCUCUGCGGAGGUGGAGAAGGCAUUCCUGAACACCAUGGUCAUGUCGUGCCACCAUAAAAACAGUGUGGCACCGUAUGUGUCAGCUUGCUGUUAGAGUUGCAGCUGUAUAAGUGGAUGUAUAUUGUAGUAUUCAUUAGUGUAGGUAGGAAGUAGGAUAAAGAGGGGUUAUUCAGAGCCUUCUGAGUUCUGAUCCUUCAUAAAGAUCAAGGAUGGUGGCUAGCAAGUUAGCGCCACUGUUCUUGUUCAAUGUACACAUCCUUUGUUGCACAAAUAAAUGACUUGUAACAAUUUGGGACAAUAAGUUUCGUCAGCACAAUUUUCUGAAACCAAUCCAAAAA